AGGUGACCCCAGGGAUGCCUUUUCGUAAAAAACCUCAGCCGCCUGCAGCCCGCUCCACCGUAAUCGAUCAUAAGGCAAAGAAAUCUGGUCUACGUGGAACAGUAUUUGCAGUCAAUGGAGACAACUACACCGGAGAGUGGCUGGACAACAAGAAACACGGUUGGGGAACCCAGGAGUGGAAGAUGUCUGGUGCUCUUUACAACGGCGAGUGGAAGUUCGGCAAACAAGAAGGACAUGGAAUAUACAGUGCACUUCAACCAGACACGAAGACGUACGCCAUGCAGUACUGCGGCGAGUGGAAAAACGGAAUGAAGCACGGACACGGAUCUUUUUUCUAUGCGAAUGCAGUUUAUGAAGGCGAGUGGAGUGAAGACAACCGUAGUGGUUGAAGAAUGUGCUAUAAGAACGGCGACGUCUACGAGGGGGAGUGGCUGAGGGACAAGGAGCACGGAAUGGGGGUCCUACAGUUUGCGAACGGAAACUGGUACGAAGGAUCUUGGAAGAACGGCAAGAAAGGUGGCCAUGGAAAGUUCUACUAUGCGGACAAAGGUGUGAUUUAUGAAGGUCUUUGGGUGGAGGGUGAUGCAAAAUGUGGCACUCUGUCGGACUUUGGGAGAGAAGAGGCACCUUACCCUACCAAGUAUCCGAUCCCACAGGUAACGCUAAUAGACAUGCGACUGGUUUUAACGGAAGCUGAGUCAGCAUACGCGGAUCAAACAUGACGGCAACAAGUGGAGGAACUAUCUCUUGUACGACUUUGCCACAACGUAGGAAGUAGCAGCACACCCGGCUGUAAAAAGCCACAUACCUUGUUAGUAAUCUGCAAAGACUUGUGGGUAUUUUGCAGUGCGCCAAUUGUUGUCAUACAUCCAGAAGAAGUCAGUGCGGGACAGUCAAUGUUCUGUUAUCUCAAUUUCAUUCAUGCCUUCUCGGACGUUCUUCUCCCUUUGGAGCAGAAAACAGUAUUUCCAGAACAAAGAAAAGUACUGCUGGAAAUUGAAGUUACUCUCUGAGGUCUCAGUCUAGUUUCUUCACACCUUGACACGAGCUUUCACAAAAUAUCCCACUCAUGCAAUAUUCAUUCCCGCUCGGAUAUAUAUAUUAUUUUUUUAUUUUACUCAGGGGGAGGCUCCUCCAAGGCGGGUGCUGGGUGUGUCGUCUCCACUGUUGGGGUGCCUGCUGUUGUGGGGUUGAUGUUUUCAUUGCCUCGUCCUGGAUGGGGUGACCUACGUUGGGUUCCGCUGUGCUUACGGGGCCCAGGUCGCCGUACUUGCGGGGUCCAGGUCGCCGACGGGGCGGGGAGGCUCUCCCCCGUCCAGCCGCGGGGAGGGAGCUGCCCGUUUGACGUGUAGUCUAUCAAUGACUUGGAGGCUGGCUACUUCUCUACCUCUCCUUGCCUUGUUUUCCGACGGGUGUGUCUGUCUGGGCGGUGGGCCCAGUCUCCGGGGCCCGAUCGCUGGCCGGCCGGCCUGCCCGCAUGGGGACGGUGGUCCCUUGCCUCCUGGGCGCCACACUUGCUGCUUUGGGUGGGACUUUCUUUGGUACCCUCACAUACUGGUAAAUAUUGUACGUACAUAC
Messenger RNA from Nerophis ophidion (straightnose pipefish), 1578 nucleotides. Its product is annotated as MORN repeat-containing protein 3-like. The record is from RefSeq and is a predicted model, not a curated record. Lineage: Eukaryota; Metazoa; Chordata; Actinopteri; Syngnathiformes; Syngnathidae.